Dentiscutata erythropus is the source of this 164-nucleotide messenger RNA. The record is from the annotation of a GenBank genome assembly. NCBI's taxonomy places the organism in Eukaryota, Fungi, Glomeromycota, Glomeromycetes, Diversisporales, Gigasporaceae.
AUGCGUAUAAGGCAAUCUUAGAUAUUGUUAAAGAAGAAAUUAGAGUAAAAAGGAUUAUUGAAAAUAUUGAAAUGAAUGAUACAGAUGAAACAUUUAAGAUCAGUCAUCAAUAUGAAAAGAACGAAGUAAAGCACUUGCCUAUUAUGAACAAUCCACAAAAAUAG